This is a messenger RNA of Macadamia integrifolia, 1104 nucleotides long. RefSeq lists its product as uncharacterized. Bases 386 to 814 code for a protein of 142 amino acids. The record is from RefSeq and is a predicted model, not a curated record. The transcript has 4 exons. Lineage: Eukaryota; Viridiplantae; Streptophyta; Magnoliopsida; Proteales; Proteaceae.
UUCACCCACAUUAAUGUAUCGCAAGUUAGUAUAUCGCACAAAACCCAACCAUUCUUUCUUGGCAUAUGGAUGCGCCAAAUCAAUGAGAACCGCUUCAGGGUGUUUGGUUUUUAUUCAACCCUCCUUAUGAGAAAAAAAAAAAAGGUUUUUAUUCAACCCUAGAGAUCGAGGGACGCAAACAACUAUAACCCUCUGAAAGGGGCUCACGACCUACUUUUCCUUUAUCUGCCCUUCUUCGUUUUUUGUUUGAGUGUGUGUGGGCGGUAGGAAUGAUUGGAUGAUCAAUCGGGUUUGUUCAAAUUUGAUUGCUGGCGAGAAAUUUUUCUAAUUUUAGUUCCAAAUAGGCAGAUUUGGAACUGCAACAGGGUCAUUGAAAGGAAGAUAGAUGUCUGAACAGGAUAAUGAUGAAAUUUUUGGAAAUAACAGCCCAGACGAUACCUGCUGGCUUUAUUCCCUAUCUGAUUCCGAGCUCGACUUUCUGAUUAGCUUAAAAAUGUUGGCCAUUCAUCGUGCAAAAGUUAUUGGGCAUGAAGAUCUAGCUGAUAAAUUUGAUCUCAAAAUGCUUAGGGCCCUUGGACUCGUUUUGACGGAGUAUCUAAAUGGAUGUUGUGAGAAUACAUCAGCUAUUUCGUUCCUGAUAGACUCUUCAACAUUAUUAGAUGGCUCCAAUUUAUUAAUGAAUCUCAAGGACAGCUUUGCUUCUGUGAAAAGUGAAGACAUAAGGGAAUUAAUUGAUACACAGUCAAAAAAAAAGAACAGUAGAAAGAGCUCAAGACGAAACAGUUCUUGGUCGUACGAGGAAAUGGAAAACUGAAGGGUCAUAACCUUUUAGUCUGCUUAAAAUGUUAUCAUACUGAGAUGAAUGAGCUCGGGCAGUCAUCCUUUUGUUGUUGUGGCAAGAUGCAAUGGUACGUUGGAGUAGCAUCUUGGUCUGUUGGAACAGAAAAUCUCACAUAGGAUAAGGGAUAUUUGAAGCCAUUUGUCAUCUUCAAUGCAUCCAUUCCAGUUGGUUGGAUGGGUGGUCAUUUUGCUGUCUGCUAAUGUUUUAUUGCAUUGCUCUUGGAUCAGCAAAGUUAUGAAGGCAUGCUUACUUGCUUGACUGUC